AUGGUUCUACGUGUCGUAGGGUUUCUCUUGUUGUGCUUUGCCGUAGAAGCGACCACAAGCAAUACUGCUCCUACGAACAUAACAGUUCCGGCACUAAUAGUAUUCGGAGAUUCAAUUAUGGAUACGGGGAAUAACAAUGACAUUCCCACUCUUCUGAAAUCAAAUUUUCCUCCUUAUGGUCGAGAUUUUCCUGAUGGUAUUCCUACCGGUAGAUUUUCAGACGGCAAAGUUCCAUCGGAUCUCAUUGCGGACAAAUUAGGGAUUGCAAAGACACUACCACCAUAUUUAGGUUCGAAUAUAAAGCCAAACGAUCUUUUAAAAGGUGUAAUAUUUGCUUCUGGAGGUUCCGGUUAUGAUCCGCUAACAUCUACGUUAUUGUCGGUAGUAUCAAUGUCAGAUCAAUUGAUAUAUUUUCAAGAAUAUAUAUCAAAAAUUAAACAACACUUUGGAGAAGAAAAAGUUAAGUUUAUGUUGGAGAAAAGUGUGUUUCUAGUGGUCUCUAGCAGUAAUGAUCUCGCCGAGACUUAUUUGGUCAGAUCAAUCGAAUUUGAUCGUGACUCAUAUGCUGAAUAUCUAGCUGAAUUGGCUUCCAAGUUCAUUAAAGAAUUAUCCCAACUCGGAGCUAAAAAUAUCGGUGUGUUUAGCGGAGUGCCAGUUGGAUGCGUACCCGCGCAAAGAACACUUUUCGGAGGUAUACGAAGAAAAUGUUUCGAAGAUCUAAACAACAUGGCACUUCACUUCAAUGCAAAACUAUCAUCUAAUUUGGAUGCUCUACAAAAAGAGUUGCCAAGUAAACUAAUAUUUAUCGACGUUUACGAAACUCUUCUCGACAUCAUCAACAAUCCUGCGAAUUACGGAUUUGAAGUAGCAGAUAAAGGAUGUUGUGGUACUGGAAAAUUUGAGUUAGUUGUAUUGUGCAACAAAUUUACUCCUUUUACAUGUUCGGAUGCAUCGACUCAUGUGUUCUUUGACGCUUAUCAUCCGAGUGAAAAGGCAUAUCAAAUUAUCACUGAUAAACUGCUAGAUAAAUACCUUAAGUACCUUCACAAUUGA
Messenger RNA from Arabis nemorensis, 1053 nucleotides. Lineage: Eukaryota; Viridiplantae; Streptophyta; Magnoliopsida; Brassicales; Brassicaceae. The record is from the annotation of a GenBank genome assembly.